Molecule: messenger RNA, 1380 nt
Organism: Brettanomyces nanus
Lineage: Eukaryota; Fungi; Ascomycota; Pichiomycetes; Pichiales; Pichiaceae
Exons: 1
Coding region: 1-1380 (459 amino acids)
Biological process (GO): maturation of SSU-rRNA from tricistronic rRNA transcript (SSU-rRNA, 5.8S rRNA, LSU-rRNA)
Cellular component (GO): small-subunit processome; nucleolus
Molecular function (GO): protein binding
Source: RefSeq, a predicted model, not a curated record
AUGAAGAUCAAAACUAUCUCAAGAUCUUCCGAUACGUAUAUACCGGUGCGCAAUACGCAACAAAAUGCGAUUCCAAGAAACUUGAACCCUGCUUUGCAUCCCUUUGAAAGGGGUAGGGAGUACACAAGGGCAUUGAAUGCUACCAAACUUGAACGAUUAUUUGCCCAGCCAUUCAUUGGACAGAUGGGUAAAGGUCAUAGAGAUGGUGUCUAUUCUUUGGCAAAGAACUUUAAAAGCGUCAGUAAGAUUGCUACGGGUUCUGGUGAUGGUAUCAUCAAGUACUGGGAUAUCACUUCUAGAGAUGAACUAUACAGUUUUAAGGCACAUUAUGGUAUGGUAACUGGAUUGGUGGUGACUCCAGAUAACAAGAUGUUAUCGUGUGGUUCUGAUAAAACUAUCAAGUUGUGGGAUGUUAAUGACGAGACUAGUUAUGGACAGGAUUAUGAUGUUGAUUCCGAAACUGAGACCAGCGAGAAAGGUUUGGUGAAGACAUUUUUGUCAGAGUUUGCGCUACAAUCCUUGGAUCAUCACCGAGACGAGCACCUAUUCGUCACUGGAGGAGCAGAGAUUAAUUUAUGGGAUAGCAGCAGAAGUCGUCCAAUCUCUAAUCUAUCUUGGGGUGCGGAUAACGUAACAGCGGUGAAAUUCAAUAUGACAGAGACCAGUGUCAUUGCCAGUGCAGGUUCUGAUAACUCACUUAUAUUGUACGAUACAAGGACGAACUCACCUACACAGAAAAUCAAAACAAGAAUGAGGAACAACGCCAUCUCCUGGAAUCCUAUGGAGGCAUAUAUGUUUGCUACAGCAAAUGAAGACAACAAUGCCUAUCUAUGGGAUAUGAGGAAAAUGGAUCACGCAUCGAAUGUGUAUCAGGAUCAUGUGGCUGCGGUUAUGGAUGUUGAUUUCGCUCCUACGGGACAAGAAGUGGUAACGGGAUCGUACGAUAAGACAAUAAGAAUAUUUGGCAACAGAAAGGGGCAUUCCAGAGACGUCUACCACACUAAGAGAAUGCAACGUGUUUUCAUCACUAAGUUUUCAAUGGAUUCCAAGUACAUAUUUACAGGAUCCGAUGAUGGUAAUGUGAGAGUGUGGAGAACUAAAGCCAACGAAAGAUCCGCACCGAAGUCCACUAGAGAGAGAAAUAAGUUGGAAUACGAUGAAAAACUUAAGGAAAGAUAUGCCAGUAUGCCCGAAAUCCGGAGAAUCAAAAGACAUAGACAUCUACCAGGUGUUGUCAAGAAAUCUCAAGAGAUUAAGAGGAUCGGUAUUGAUAGUUUGAAGAGAAAGGAGGAAAACGAGAGAACACACUCGAAGCCGGGCAGUAAGCCUUAUAGAAGUGAACGAGAGAAGCCUGUGGUUGGACAGGUUCAUAAGCAGUAG